AUGGGCGACGUCGCCGCCGCCGCCGGGCCGGAGCUCCGAGUCGUCAUGGUGCCUUCCCCCGGCCACGGCCACCUCAUCCCAUUCGUCGAGCUAGCCAAACGCCUCCUCCACCGCCACAGCUUCUCCGUCACCAUCAUGGUCCCCGACAACGGCACCGGCAUGAAACCCCAACGCGAGCUCCUCCAAUCCCUCCCGCCCACCAUCUCCCCUCUCUUCCUCCCGCCGGUCAGCCUCUCCGACGUCCCCGCCGACGCCAACGUCAUCACCCGCGUCACCCUCACCAUGAUCCGCUCCCUCCCUUCCAUCCGCGCCUCCUUGAAGACCCUGCUAACUCCGUCGGCCGCCGCCGCCGGCGGAGGCCGGGUGGUUGCCGUCGUCGUCGAUUUCCUCAGCGCCCACGCCCUACACGUGGCGGCGGAACUCGGCGUACCUCCUUACGUUUUCUACACGUGUGGCGCGUUCCACCUCACCCUGGGGCUGAAAGCCCCAGAGCUCGAGGCGACCUGCCCGGGCGAGCUCAGCGACCUGCCCGAGCCUCUGAAGCUGCCCGGUUGCGUCCCGCUCAGUGGACGGGAUCUCCCCGAACCUUUUCUCGACAAGAAGAACGAUGCUUAUAAGUGGAUGGUCGAGGUUCACAAGGAGAUCUCGACCAACGCCGUUGGAAUCAUGGUCAACGGGUUUGUUGACUUGGAGAGUGGAAUUUUCAAAGCUCUGGCCGAGGAGCGCGGUCGGACCGGAACCGGCCCAUUGAUUUAUCCAAUCGGACCGGUACCACGGCUCGAGUCGGACGACCCGGCCGAGAUGGGGACCGACUCGCUCGAGUGUUUGAAUUGGUUGGAUAAGCAACCGGAGGAUUCCGUCCUGUUCAUCUCGUUCGGGAGCGGAGGGAAGCUCUCCAAGGCGCAGCAGGACGAGAUAGCGUUCGGGCUAGAGAUGAGCGGGAAGAGGUUCAUCUGGGUGGUUAAACCGCCCGGGGAUUACAUGGUCGAGAAAUCGAUCGAGUCGUCGUCAAACGAUCCUUCGAGUUACUUACCGGAUGGGUUUCUGGAGCGGACCAAAGGGGUCGGCCUGGUGAUUCCCGGGUGGGCUCCUCAGGUUCGGAUCCUGGGCCACGGUUCGACCGGUGGGUUCAUGAGCCACUGCGGGUGGAACUCGAGCCUGGAGAGCAUUGUGAACGGGGUGCCGAUCAUUGCGUGGCCGAACCACGCGGAGCAGCGGAUGAAUGCGGCGUUCUUGGCAGGGGAUGCUAAGAUUGCCCUGAGGAUGGAUACGAGUGAAAAGGAUGGAAUUGUGGGGAGGGAAGACAUUGCUGGAUUCGUGAAGGCUGUGUUGGAUGGGGAAGAAGGGAAGCUGCUUAGGAGCAAUGUGAAGGAGCUGAAGGUUGCUGCUGCGAAUGCCAUUGGAAGCGACGGGUCGUCCACCAAAUCGCUGGAUGAAGUGGCGAAGUUGUGGAUGAAGCAGAGUUAG
Messenger RNA from Linum tenue, 1467 nucleotides. Lineage: Eukaryota; Viridiplantae; Streptophyta; Magnoliopsida; Malpighiales; Linaceae. The record is from the annotation of a GenBank genome assembly.